Molecule: messenger RNA, 1314 nt
Organism: Cercopithifilaria johnstoni
Lineage: Eukaryota; Metazoa; Nematoda; Chromadorea; Rhabditida; Onchocercidae
Source: the annotation of a GenBank genome assembly
AUGGGCAAAUAUGAAAAAGGAACACCAAAGGAAAUUGCCAAUCGAUGCAAAUCAAAAGGCCUACAAAAAUUGAGAUGGUUUUGUCAGAUGUGUAAGAAACAAUGUCGCGACCAGAAUGGCUUCAAAUGUCAUUUAACAAGUGAAACUCACCAGCGACAGUUAUUAUUGUUUGCGGAAGAUUCAGACACAUAUCUGAAGGAAUACAGCGAAGAAUUUGAAAAUAAUUUCUUGAAGGUAUUACGAAGUACUUUUGGUACGAAACGUGUUCGCGCCAACGAAGUUUAUCAGGAAUACAUUCGUGAUAAAAUGCAUACGCAUAUGAAUUCAACAAAGUGGCAUACUUUAACCAAUUUUGUUAUUUAUCUUGGAAAAUCCGGCAAAUGUCACGUUGAUCAAACGGAAAAAGAUUACAAUCUUUUAGGUUGGUUUAUUGCAUGGAUUGAUCAACAAGAAGAGCUCAGAAAACAAGAAGCAUUCCAUAAGGUUAAAGCAAUACAUGAUGAUGAAGAACGGUUACAGCAAUUGCUGAGGGAGCAAGCAGAAAGGGCUCGUGAAAAACAGCAGCAAUCAUUAGAAGAAAAUGAAAACCAGCCCACGGAAUUACUUCGCACCAGCAGUGAUGAUAAAGUUACAUUUUCUUUGGCGACAAAGAAAUCAACUAAUGAGGAACUUGUUGGACCAGUUACGUCAGUUCCUGCCAUGUCUUAUUCUAUAUUUGAUACUAAAAUCAAAAAAGAGACAAAAUCUGAACAGGAAAUGCUAAACAAACCUAAAAAGCGUCAACACAAGGAUAUUUUUUCUAUUCCUUCAACUUUGAAAAUAGAAAUAAAAGAUGACUGUCAAAGAGGAUAUGAUGAUAUGAGCACUGGAACAAAUAAAAAUCGAAAGCAGGAUUUGAAGUUAAAAAAGAAUGCCUUGGAUGAAAUUAUGGAAAUGGAAGAACUUCGUAAAGAAAAGUGGAAUAGACGAGAUAAUUGGCUCCAUGAAGGGAUUAUUGUAAAAAUCACUACGAAAAAAUUUGGCAAUGAUUUCUACAAAGCUAAAGGUGUAAUAAAACAAUUAGUGGACGAUUUCACUGCCAUUCUGGAUGUAAAAGGAUGUUCACUGAGGGUCAACCAAGAGAAUUUGGAAACAGUGAUACCGGCUGUAGGACGUGCUAUGUUGGUCGUUAAUGGAGCAUAUCGUGGAACGAAAGCUGUGUUGCAGGCGAUUGAAGAAAAGAAAUUUGCUGUAAUUUUACGCCUUGAUGAGAGUCUCGCUAAAGGAAGAGUUUUAUGUUUACCAUAUGAAGAUGCUUGCAAGCUCAAACAAUGA